ACAUUCAUACUGAAAGUGAAAGCAUGCAAGAGCUCCAUUACAAAGACAGUCCUGCAGUCGUGCGGUUGUAUUCUCGUUUCCUUGUCCAUUUGAAGAGCGUUUACACUAGUAAACAUGUCUUCGUUGAUGGUUAUGGUACUUGUAAUGAUUUCUCUCUUCAUCCCUGCUGUGAGGCCCAGUCAAGAUUUGUGGACAUUGGAAUGCCUACCUACAGUUGGAAUUGUUUAUCAGAAAACAGUUAUCAACUGCAAUUUCAAAGACAUCCAAGACAUUAAAAUACAAGCAGUUUCUUUAACAAGAACCACAGAGAAGGAGCCAUUUUUCAAAUAUCGUUUUUACAAAUUAGGAGAUCCACGCUUUAGUCUUAAAAACCCAGCAUUGGGUCCAUCGCUGCAAAUCUCUGACACUAAGUUUUCUGAUGAGGGUGAAUAUCUUUACAGUGUUGUAACAAACAGAGGUAAAAAAACGGUGCAACUUAGAAUCACUAUUACAGCCAAUUACAAAAAUCUAACCUCAAGCACAUGGCCUAAAGAUGUAACAGACGGAGGGCCCGUCGACCUUUACUGCAAUGCUACUGAUGGCUACCCAGCAGGCUUCAUCCAUUGGUUUGACCGUGCUGGAACGAAUUGGACCAUCAAUUCAGAACUGACAAAAGCCACCAAGGACACCAACGGUUUAAAAUCUGUGGCCUUAUCUAGCAAACUGCCUUUCAAGUCGAUUAACUUGGAACUGGGGCCAUUUAGAUGCAUUGUCUUGAACAGCAAAUAUGUGCAAGAUGGAGAAAGCACAUUACCCCUCCCAUCUGCUACAUCUGCUAUAAAUGGUAACAAGGAAUCUUCUAUAACAUCUAAUACAACACACAUUGUCGCUGGUGUGAUGGUCAUCGGAUCACUCAUUGUUGGUCUUCUGUGUGCUCUGUUGAUAUUCCGAAAAAAAAACGUUCCACAUGGUAGACGACCUUCUGGCCAACCUAUUCUAAAUUAUGACUCAGGAAAUACUGCUGAAGAUGAUCCGGAAUCAGGCUACACGGUAGGCCCACAGUUCAUUUAGGCUUUUAGGCACAGA
Molecule: messenger RNA, 1065 nt
Organism: Rhinichthys klamathensis goyatoka
Lineage: Eukaryota; Metazoa; Chordata; Actinopteri; Cypriniformes; Leuciscidae
Biological process (GO): cell adhesion; angiogenesis
Molecular function (GO): protein heterodimerization activity; protein homodimerization activity
Source: RefSeq, a predicted model, not a curated record